Messenger RNA from Malurus melanocephalus (red-backed fairy wren), 4620 nucleotides. RefSeq names its product lin-7 homolog A, crumbs cell polarity complex component (gene LIN7A). Bases 58 to 954 code for a protein of 298 amino acids. The record is from RefSeq and is a predicted model, not a curated record. Gene Ontology annotation, cellular component: cell-cell junction; synapse; basolateral plasma membrane. Gene Ontology annotation, biological process: maintenance of epithelial cell apical/basal polarity; protein localization to basolateral plasma membrane; neurotransmitter secretion. The transcript is spliced from 6 exons. Gene Ontology annotation, molecular function: L27 domain binding. Lineage: Eukaryota; Metazoa; Chordata; Aves; Passeriformes; Maluridae.
CCCGAGGCGAGCGCGGUGAGGCGGGGGCCCCUAGGGCCCAGCUCCGGCGGCGUAGCGAUGCCGGCAGCCCGCGCCGGGCCGCGCCGGGCCGCUCUGCGCCCGCUGCAUCGCGGCGGCCCGUGUGCGAUGAGCCGCCCACCCCUGGGCACCUUCUCCGCCCCGCUCGCCUCCUCCUCCCACGGAGCCACCCUCCUCCUCCGCCCCCUCUCCCUGCCAGCCUCCUCCCCGCCCUUCCCCGCUCUCCACGCCGGUGCUGGAGCCGCGCGUCACUCGGGCUYCAGCCCCGCCGCAGACAUGGCGACACUGACAGCAGUCCAGCCGCUCACGCUGGACAGAGAUGUUGCAAGAGCAAUUGAGUUACUGGAGAAACUGCAGGAAUCUGGAGAAGUACCAGUACACAAGCUACAGUCUCUAAAGAAGGUGCUGCAGAGUGAGUUUUGUACAGCUAUCAGAGAGGUGUAUCAAUACAUGCAUGAAACCAUAACUGUUAAUGGCUGCCCCGAAUUCCGAGCCAGGGCCACUGCAAAGGCAACAGUUGCUGCAUUUGCUGCAAGUGAAGGCCAUUCACACCCACGAGUGGUGGAGCUGCCAAAGACUGAGGAAGGCCUGGGCUUUAAUGUGAUGGGAGGAAAGGAACAAAAUUCACCUAUUUAUAUUUCUCGCAUCAUUCCGGGAGGAGUGGCUGAAAGGCAUGGUGGGCUCAAACGUGGGGACCAGCUGCUUUCAGUUAAUGGAGUGAGUGUGGAAGGAGAGCACCACGAGAAGGCGGUGGAGCUGUUGAAGGCGGCCAAGGACAGCGUGAAGCUAGUGGUGCGCUACACUCCCAAGGUGUUGGAGGAGAUGGAGGCUCGCUUCGAAAAACUCAGAACAGCCCGGCGCCGGCAGCAGCAGCAAUUGCUCAUUCAGCAGCAGCAGCAGCAGCAGCAAAGUACACAGCAAAAUCAUAUGUCGUAGGUUUUUCUCAAGAAAGAAAAAGCCUCAAUCAAGAGUUCAGUAAUCAAGCAGCCAGAACUUUACUCCAGUAUUCCAGCAAAAGGAAACAACCACAGGAACAUGAAACAGAAUUCAUCUGGGGAAUGCACAGUACAAGAUUAAUGUUAAGUGAGCCAUAGGGUAGGUGCCAUCAUGAUAAGGCUUUUUAGCACACAGCAGUCACAGAUACCUUUUACUUCUGUGAGUCUAUUCCUAAUGAGAACAGCCUGAUUGGUAAACCCUAUGAAACAGCCAAGUCCAGGGCUUCCAAAUAAUUCUGUUUGAUCUAAUCUUGCACUCCUUACUCUGACAAAUUUGCUAGUUGGUUUUCUCUGGUCACUGAAAGUUUUGUUUAAGGAUGUUAAGAUUGGCUGCUUUUGAGGGCAGAUCUUUCUCUACAGUUAUCUCCAGAAAUUAAAAACAUCAGUUCAAAAUUUUGCCACAGGCAUCAAACUCGUACAUCACACAUCAUAACCACUUUGUACUAUAUAUUGUAGAGCUGUUUUAACCUAACUUCCUGUUUAUAAUUUUCAGAUUUCCCUCUGGAAAUAGCAAUUUACUAUAUUUAUAAAGUAUUCCCUUUGUAGAAGCAAUUGGCUUUUUACUCUUGGUGUUUCCAUAUAUUUUAUUAUGCAUCAACAGAGUGAGAAAGUUUUAGGUCAACUUUAAUUUUAUUAGUAGUAAAGUUAGGGAAGCCUAGAACUGUAUUUUUAAACGUAGGUAUUGCUUGUAUCUAUUAUAGUUACUAUUCAGAAAUCUAUAACUGGAUAUAUUAUAUAUUUAUUCCAUAAAAUAUUUAUUGUCUGAAUGUACCUGUUAGAGAAGUAGGGUCUUUGCUUAGCAUGUAUUGCAAAUAUAGUAAGCUAAUGUUAGCAAAAGACCAAGCUUUGUUUGGCAGAUAUUACUGUGAUAGCAUAAAUUCUGCAUUUCUGUAUUCUUUAAUUUAUUUUCCAGUCUAAUGUUAAUAUAUUUUAGAGAGGAGGAAGUGUAAGUUGUUUCUUUUAAGACUUACUCAUUAUCAUUUAAAUCAAUUUGAAAUUAGAGUUCUGACUUUUUUGUUUUAAUUAAACCAAAUUGGAAUGUGCAAGCAAAAUCUGUAAGUUGUUAAGUUUACAUGUCUGCUUUUCCAAAGAAGAUAGUCAAAGCUGGAAGGCUAUAAAUGUCAUCAGCUUUCAAGAAAAUAAGAAAACAGACACCCAAAUUCUGAAAUUUUUUUUCAUGUUUUCUAUGCUUUAUUAGAAAAGACUGGGGAGAAAAGGAGCUAAGGGGAAAAACAUACAGUCAUUGCAUGUUGAAAACUCCUUCUGAUGUCAAUGAAAGUUCAGUAAUGUAAGGAAUGAAAUUUAGAAAUGGUCAAAACCAGUGUUCUGGUUGUAAACUGAACAAAGUCAGAAACAAUAUAUUGAAGGAUCUUCCCUCAAACAGAGAGGGAUGAAGCAAAAUGGGGGAAAUUGGCAGUAUCAUAGCAUAUGUUAGAAACCAAAUGCAGGCUUAGCCAACAGUCUUGACAGUGUUUGAUUAGUGUAAGUAGCCAUUGAAAGGAAAUGACUGUAUUUUUAAAACCAAACAGCAUGAAUUCAUCUAGAGAAACCUCAUUUUAUACAGAGAGCUAAUUAUAUUCAGCGGUCAUUGGUGACAAUAUCAAUUAAGACAGUGGAGGUUGAAAAGUACCAGAACUGAAGAUGAAAUAAAUUGUAUUGUGCUCUGCACGGUGUCUUUUUAUACUUAAUAAAAUUGUACGUACCUAUUUUAAAACUGUUCUCAAACAGGCAUUGCUAUUAAUAUUGACAGUGUAUAAGUUGUUAUUAGGACUGCAUAUAACUGUUCUGUAUCUCAUCAGUAUGAUUUGACUUACACUGAUAGCUUCAUUUUCAUAGACCAAGUAUUCAGAUUUAGUCAGCCCACUGUACUGCUUUUUUCCAUACCACCACUCCACCUCCUUCCCUCCUCUUCCUCAAAAAAUUUGAGUGGAAUGUGCUGAUUAAUGAAUUUCAAUAACAGACUGUCAUUCAUAUAGAGAAGAAUAUCAAAUUCAUUUUCAUAUAUUAUUAUUCAAUAAAUUAUUUAUACACACUAAAAUUAACAUUCUAGUCUUUGCCAACAUACAAUAAGAACUGUCAAUGACCUUGAAGUGAAAACGGGAAGAAAUAACUUUCUGUUGCCCUUUCAUUCAUACCCUUACUGAUCUGUAAAACACACAGCUACUUAAUCACAGAAUAACCACUGUCCCUAUGCCUAUGACAUGCAUUUGCUUGUAGCUGGUAUUUUCAUUUGUGAUUUAAAUGUAUUUGGUCCUGAUUCAGUAAGGCAAUUCCACAUGUGCGCAGCUGAAUCAGUAUCCAAAAGAAGUGCAGGGAAGAAAACACUUUCCAGAUUCAGGUCUGCAGGUGUUUUUGCAUUGUAUUUUAACUCAGUGGUCUUCUGGCCUUUGCUGUUCCACUGCACUAAAUUGAUGUUCUUUCAUUUGAUUUAAUGAGGUUUGUUGCCUGUAUUUAUCUUUGCGGCUCCCUCCUGUUUCUCUGCACUGGCAGCAAACUGAGGUAGGCGAUCCAAGAUGCCUUUUCUGUCUCAAUCACAGUAACCAAAGGAGUGUUUACACAGUCUUGCAUCAUGUUCACUUACGCCAAAUGACUGGCAUUUUAUAGGGCACUGAAGAAUUCCAUAGCCCUUGAUGAAGCAAAAAUCUCACCAGCUUGAAUUUUUCUCUUUUCCUUCUGCAGUGACAAAUCAUAGAUAAAAGGUCAAUAAAUGGCCAUGAGUGGAAGAAGUGACAUAAAAAUCUACCUGCAGUUCCCUAGGGACUAAUAUACAGGUCUCACAGUCCUAUGCAUUGUACCUCAUAUGUAUAUUUAUCAGAGCCAAGAUUCCAAUAUCACUUAGGAACCUUUGAGAACUCUCACAGAAGGCACAAAAUUAUAUGCCUCAUUUGCAGGAGAAAGACUGUUUAUUCAUCUGCUAACUAGGGAUUUUAGAGUUCUAAAUGAAAUUAAGAUCUCAUGAUCAAACCAAGUUCCUAAAAUAACAAAAAAGCUAAACAAGAAGGGAGUGGUCCUGCCUGUUUGAAAUAAAGCAGGAUUUUAAGCAUAAUUUCAGAAUUGUCUGGAAAUGCUAAGGGAACCAUUCCAUGUGUAAGCAGUGAAUUAUUAGCUAGAAAUAGUACUGUCCCUCCCUAAGUAUUAUUGAGACCAUUUCCAUAUCCAGCAUUCAAUAAAAUAAAUUUCGAACCCUGAAAGCAGUCUCGGGCUCAGUUUGCAAGAAUGUAGUGCCUGCUGCUGUACAUGUCUGGUGAGACAUAACAGCUCAUUGUACUUAGCCAUGAGAAGGUCAGGGUGAAUUAGGGAUAUGCUCAAACAGUCUUGCAAGCAGACCCAUGCUCACCCUACUUGUCCAUGAAGUGAAUGCAGUCUGAGCUAGCAGAAGGAUUUAGAUAAAUGCUUGAUGGAUUCAUUGUCUCUACCUUCAGCUGUCCAAAAUCAAGCUGUGAGCUUAGGCUAGUGUUGUGGUUUGAGCAAAUUUAAUGGGGGCGAACACUCCCAAGUUCCAGCAAACUCCCCUCCUUUCCCCACCCAGGUCCUAGAGACAAACUUUUCCACAGAGAGGAAAGUGAAAAGAAAAAGAAAAAAACCUAUUUAUUUAACAAAACAACAA